Molecule: messenger RNA, 1808 nt
Organism: Athene cunicularia (burrowing owl)
Lineage: Eukaryota; Metazoa; Chordata; Aves; Strigiformes; Strigidae
Gene: GEMIN8
Product: gem nuclear organelle associated protein 8
Exons: 6
Coding region: 293-973 (226 amino acids)
Biological process (GO): spliceosomal snRNP assembly
Cellular component (GO): SMN complex
Source: RefSeq, a predicted model, not a curated record
GGAGGGAGGCGGCACCGGAGGCGGCAGCGCUCGGCUCCCCUGUCCCACCGGAGCCACCGGCUGCCCGGGAAUUACAGUUGGUGGAAGGACACUGCUGUGAAGACACCGGCAGUGAUAGGUAGGCCUUCACAGCUCAACUGACUCUCCUGUUGGGAUAUGAACAGCCAUAACUGUUAAUUAAUCUUGUGCUUAUCGGUGUUCUGAAGAAAGUCAAACCCUCCCUGAUCCCGCAUCUUUCUGAGCUGUACCUGUCGCCCGUUCACCUUGAUCACCAGAACAAACUUCACAAGAGAUGGAAGACACUGAGCCAUGGUAUUCUCAGCAAGUGUAUGCAAGAUACUGGAAGCACUAUGACUUAGCCAUGCGCUGGAUGCGUAGACACCAGAGAGCCUACAGGAAAGCCGUGGAGUCCUUUUAUCACCUGCCAUGCCAUCCUUCUGCAGCCUCUCCAAGUAGCCGCCACUCAGAUUGGGAUGGGAAUGAUCUCAGACAUACCCAAAAAUAUUCUUCCAGCUAUAGCCCAUAUGGCAGAGCUCUGUACCGUGGAGGAGCUCAGCAGUACGCAGAUGCUCACCAAGGCAGGGAGGAUGCUGAUAGGGAUUGUGAAAUGGAGGAGGACUCCGAGUCUGAAGGGGAGAUAGAAUAUGACUUGAGUAACAUGGAGAUCACAGAGGAGCUUCGCCAGUUUUUUGCACAGACAGAGAGGCACCGGGAAGAACUGCGGAGACAGCAGCAGCUGGAAGCUGAGCACCAGUAUGUGGAGGCUGAUCAAGACCUUUACAAAAGGACAGAGCGUUCUGUGCAGCCACCUGCAGAAAGACCCGGGGAAAGGCGAACGGCAGAAAUGAAGAAACUGUAUGGUGCUGAAGCUGCGAAGAUUCAGGCAAUGGAGGCUGCCAUGCAGCUUAUCUUUGAUAGAAACUGUGACAAAAAGCAACCUAAAUACUGGCCCAUUAUUCCCCUUAAGCUGUGAGCACCUGGACUGUGCUGGGACCUGACACAGAGCUGUAGGGUUGGGUGCCACAGUCAGGUCAUGCUCCUGAAAGAAUAAACUGCAAAUUUUGGUUUUGGUUGAGCUUUGGGGAAGAGGCUGGCAAGGGCAGCAUAUUUCUUUGCCCUGUGUUUCUUUUACACUGUCUGUCAGUGAUAGUCAGAGUCCAUUCUACCUAUGUACAGUUGUCAAGUAGUAAUAGGAGGGACCGUAAUACUAAACCUAAGUCAGAGUUUCACUUAUUUUAUACCUGCCUGCCUUGACCCUGCUUGCAAGAACUAUAACAAUGUCUAUAUUCAGUAAACUGGGAAAACUUAAAGCGAUGUGAAAAUGCGAUGUCUGCUCUUCUCAUUUAGGAAAUUGAGUGAUCCUAUUUUCUAGUCUUAUUUAACAUAGUAGCAUUUGGAUCCUGUUUAACAGAGCACAGCUUGAAGUGUUAUGUCUGCUAAUCCUGGAUUUUUUUGAGAACAGGGAGCCCACUGGCCAAGAUACAACAUAUCAAAUUACUGUAGCCCAGCCAUUUGAAUUAUCUUUCAAAGGUUUAUAAUAAAGCAGGAAGUUUUUUUUUCCAAACUGAUACUUGUCUGGCAGGAGUUUGACUCUAAAGCACCAUUAUAUAGAAGAAUGUUUUAAUAAAGGAGCUGGGGGAAGUGGGGGAGAAGCCUGAUGUGGCCAUGUCUGUUAGAGAUCUGUUUAGCAGAAGAGAAACUGAAGAGGACAAAGUACUUUUGAGGCCAGUGCCUACAGUGAUUUUUUUUUUUUUCAUUCUAAUAAAAAGCAUGUAAUUGGUUUGAAGCUUUAAAGAAGAUGUGUUAGU